UUUUCAUUGAGUAGGUGGGGGGAGGAGACAGAGGCAGACCAAAGUAUAAAAGAGGCACAGACCUGAAAGCACUCAAACUGCACACGACAUCCACAGUGAUAAAACAAAGACAAAACAACCAAACCUAAAGGACUUUAUCACAACUGAGCCACAAUGGAAACAGAGAAAAAGACAGUGACCGCAGCAGAGCAGAUGACUGACAGGGAUCUGUCCGAACAAAUCAAAAAGGUGACUAAAGAGAGUCACGUCCGAGCAGAAAACACAGAACUGAUGCUGAGCUUCCAGCGGGGGAUGGUCUCACUUCCACAAUAUAAGCUCCUUUUGUGUUCCCUUCAUGAGAUCUACCUGUCUUUGGAGGAAGAGCUGGAUAGGAACGCCACACACCCCGGUGUCGCACCCAUUUUCUUCCCCGCUGAAUUGGCCAGGCUGGAGUCCAUCGAGAAGGACCUGGAAUUCUUCUACGGUCAUGACUGGAGAGAGAAGAUUGUGGUUCCUGCUGCAACUAAAAGAUACGCUCACAGACUCCGGCAGAUUGGUAGAGAAAACCCUGAACUUCUAGUUGCCCAUGCUUACACCCGUUACCUUGGCGACCUGUCUGGAGGACAAGUUCUCGGUCGUAUCGCACAGAAGUCUAUGGGGCUAAAAGGCAGCGAGGGUCUGUCUUUCUUUGCCUUUCCCGGAGUUUCCAGCCCCAACCUGUUUAAGCAGCUGUAUCGCAGCCGGAUGAACAGCGUGGAGCUGACAGAAGAAGAGAGGAACGGCGUGCUGGAGGAGGCCGUCCGGGCCUUCGAGUUAAACAUCCAGGUUUUUGAAGAUUUACAGAAGAUGCUGAGUGCCACUGAAAACAAGCCGCUUGACUGUGUAAUUCACUCCAAACCUGGAACAGCCAAAACACUCCAGAUACCAGAAAUCCUCAGCAGCUCCCGUCUGAUCCGGAUGGUGCUGGGAAUCUCUGUAGCUCUGGCUACACUCAGCAUGGGCAUCUAUGUUUUAUAGAGGUAACACUUCAAAAAAGGAUUUAAUUGACUUUUGAUAAUUGUUUUUUGUUUUUACAGCAUUAAACUCUGAUUGGAUUAUGGUUAUCCAUUAUUAUCAAGUUUUAAAAAUUGUUCAGUUUAAUUAAAAAAUCCCGUCUGAGAUGUAUGUAUGUACACUAAAUGUAAAGACUUGAACCCUUCUGUUUUCUUGGGCACUAGCAAGGAUCGUGCAAUACUGUAAACAUUGUAAAUACAUGCCUUUUUAAAAAAAAAAUAAUAAUUAAAAGAUUUGUUGUUGGAAAAUGCUUUUCUGUCAUUUGUACAUUCAGCUGGUGGAUAUUUUCUAACAUGGCACCUGCUUUUUUUUUUUGCCAUCG
This is a messenger RNA of Melanotaenia boesemani (Boeseman's rainbowfish), 1354 nucleotides long. RefSeq names its product heme oxygenase-like. Bases 154 to 996 code for a protein of 280 amino acids. The record is from RefSeq and is a predicted model, not a curated record. The transcript has 6 exons. Gene Ontology annotation, biological process: heme oxidation; heme catabolic process; response to oxidative stress. NCBI's taxonomy places the organism in Eukaryota, Metazoa, Chordata, Actinopteri, Atheriniformes, Melanotaeniidae. Gene Ontology annotation, molecular function: heme oxygenase (decyclizing) activity; heme binding.